Anopheles nili is the source of this 2276-nucleotide messenger RNA. RefSeq lists its product as uncharacterized. The record is from RefSeq and is a predicted model, not a curated record. Lineage: Eukaryota; Metazoa; Arthropoda; Insecta; Diptera; Culicidae. Bases 1 to 2154 code for a protein of 717 amino acids. Gene Ontology annotation, biological process: mitotic cytokinetic process; centriole replication; centrosome separation. Gene Ontology annotation, cellular component: centrosome; centriole. The transcript has 2 exons.
AUGAGUGAUUCGGAUGAAACAGAUGUUUUGCUGGAGAUACCACCGGAUUUCUUCAACUGUGCAUCUCCCGUUACGCAGACGCCGCGCUCUCCUGCCAACUGUGUAUGCGACGCCGUGGAUUGCUCAUCCUAUGCGUCCUUUGCACAGCGCAGCUGUGGGAACGCUAUGGUAGGAAUAGAAAAUUAUGCGAUGGCAACUGGCUCGGCUGCGGAACGAACGGAGCAUUAUGUUGCGUCGACAUCGUUCAAACACCACGAACAUCAGGAGUCGAAGAAGGAACAGUACAUGUUACACGAGAUAGAUCGGUUCCUGCAGGAUGACGAGCAUCAUAAGCCGCAACAGCAGAAGCAUGCACAUAUGAUGCAACACAACGGUGCUCGCAGUCCUAAUGGAUCGUUGAUCGAUGUAAACAGUAUGUCGAUAAACGAUUACCCAUCGCUGACUGCGAAUGAUUUCAAUGGGCUUGCCAAAUCAGCCUCUUCCUGUGGUCCCGUACCGCAAAAACCUCCGCGAAAUGUACACGGCGGAAUGUCAGUUAAAUCCACCAAAAACGGACAACUGCUUAAUUUAAACGAUAUAUGGCAUACGACCGGCGGCCAACUGGACUACUCGAAGGCACUACAAGAGGAACAUCUGCGGCGACAACACUGCGAGCGGCAAAUCCAGUCAUUGCGCAUGAAGUUGCUCGAAUUUGAGGAGAAAAUAUCCGUUGCUCUAUCGGUGGACAAAGAAAAGGUGUUCAUUAUCGACAAUCUCGAGCAAGAAACGGCGCGUCUCACAGCUCUGAUUCGGAAAAUGGAGUUGGCGCACAUCGAAACGCACGAAAAACUGAUGGCGGACAAUGUGGAGACAAAGAACAAAAACCUUUUUCUCGAGAAAAAACUGGCGGAUGCUUUGAUUCUUGUGCAGAAGCUAGAGCACAAACGAGAUAUCUUGGAGACAAAGGUAGAACACCUUGCUACUGCGAACCAAGACGUGAACGACGUACACCGGAAGCAGAUGGAAGACCUACAGAUACGUCUCGCUAACAGCUGCGAAAACGAACGUCAGCUUAGAGCUCAGUUGGGAAAGCAACGCAAGGCAAACGAUGAAAUAAGUGAAGAGUUGCAAGUAGAAAAACAGAAGCUAGCGGACAGUGUACGGUUAAGAGCGGAUUUUUGCGCACUGAAGACCAAAUCGGACAGUCUAAGCAAACGAUUCGCUGAUGUCACGCGCGAGAAUGGAACUUUGCAGGAUCAAACGAAACACAUGAAGGAACAAAUUGCCGUUUAUCAAGAGGAAUCGAAAAUGCGUUUAAAGGAAUUAGAAAUACAACGGCAUUCACUGAAAAAAUCCUAUCAAUCACAGCUGGAUGAUGUCGUGUCCGAUAAGUUGAAGGAACUUCAAAAGCAACUAACCACUGCCAAAGAAGACCUCAAGGAAGAGUUCAAGAAGAAAGAGCGCAACGUAACGGAUCGAGCGAAACGACAGAUCGAGCUGAUCGAUCAGAAACGCGAGGAAGAAGUUCGCUUGUUAACUGAACGGUACAAUGAACAAGAAUCACUGUACCGGCUGCAGCUAGCUAACUCGGCUAAGCGCAUCCAUGAACUGGAAGAUAAGUUGCGUGCGAUCCAGAGUCGACGUGCGGACAUAGCCGAACAGCUGCACUCGAUCAUGGAAAAUCAAUGGAAGCAGGCACUAGAUGUCCUGAUGAGUCCCGGGCAACAGAGUGGCUUCAACAAUGGUAAUAACUAUCCGGCAAGCGAUACCAAAUCAGGGAAAUUUAAUCGAAUAACACUGGAACAAGUCGAUAAAGAUCGGUUAGACGGAGUGCGUACGUUGACAAACGCGGUUGUGGAUGAUAACGAUUCUGUCUACCGCACACCGGUAUCCCAGACCAUCAAUCGACGGUCGACUGAAUCGAUUGUGCCCAGCUUCCCAAAGGAAUUGCUGCACAACUACAUCGAGCUGCUACUGCAAAAAUCACCGAAUGAUCUCAAACGUUUGGGGGAGGUACUUUCAAGUUGCCGGAAGCAAUCCGAGAAAGAUACGGAAAAUCGCAUUCCCAACGACACGCCAUCUAAUACGAUGAGUAAAUCGGCUUCAGCAACCACCCUCAACCAGGCGGGUCUUUCGGGGAAAUCUUCCACCAAAACUCCCAGACCUUGGAAAUGAAACUAAUGUUGAGCAUCAUUGUUUUGAGCUGUAUUUGAAUAGUUUAAUUUAGUGUAGAUAGCUUCACACGACAGAAGUUAGACAAGUGUGCCUUUUCCAGAAGUAUGGUUAAUGUAAGGCUA